AACGAAAGACUCAUGCGCAGUUCGUCUCCACGGCCUAGCACGUUGCGUGUAUGUACAUGGUGUGAGGUCUUGGUACGCGUACAGACUUUCUGCAGGUGUCUGGCACUAUACUGUAUAUUGCGCAAUUUAUUUAUUUCCGAUCUUCCAGUGCUUCUAAACAAGGGGGAGCGUUAUGGCGGAACCGGUAGCCGCGAUGUGCGAUCAGCUAAUUAAAGCUGUGAAUGUGAUGAUGGACGCAGAAUCUAGCCAACGAUACCGCCUGGAGGCCCUGAAGUUCUGUGAGGAGUUCAAAGAGAAAUGCCCGUUUUGUGUUCCCUGUGGUCUGCAACUGGCAGAUAAAGCACAAUCGCCAGUCGUCCGACACUUCGGCUUACAAAUAUUGGAACAUGUUAUCAAGUUUCGGUGGAACAACAUGCCACCUCAAGAGAAGGUCCAGUUAAAAAACUGCGCAAUGGGGCUGCUGUCAAACGGCACGCACCCCAUCAUGGAGGAGGAGAGCCACAUAAAAGACGUCCUCUCGCGCAUCAUCGUGGAGAUGAUCAAGAGGGAGUGGCCUCAGCACUGGCCCGACAUGCUGACCGAACUGGAGGCCCUCACCAGUUUGGGGGAGGCGCAGACGGAGCUGGUGAUGCUGAUCCUCCUGCGGCUGGCCGAGGACGUGGUGACCUUCCAGACGCUGCCCUCGCAACGGCGCAAGGACAUCCAGCAGACCCUCACCCAGAACAUGGAGAGCAUCUUCAGCUUCCUGCUCACCAUCCUGCAGCGCAACGUGGACGAGUACCGCCGGCUGAAACGAGUUCCAAGUCAAGAAUUGAAGGCUAAGGCACACUGUCGGGUGGGCGUGGCCACACUCAACACCCUGGCAGGCUACAUUGAUUGGGUGGCCCUGGUCCACAUCACCCACGAGAACUGCCGCCUGCUGGAGAUGUUAUGCCUGUUGCUAGGGGAACCGGAGCUGCAGCUGGAGGCAGCCGAAUGCCUGCUCAUCGCCGUCAGCAGGAAGGGUAGACUGGAGGACAGGAAGCCUCUUAUGCUGCUGUUUGAUGAUGUGGCCAUGCACUACAUUCUGUCUGCCGUGCAGUCAGCAGAUGGGGCUGCAGUCUCUGGCUCACAGUCAGGGGAGAUGCCGGGGGUGGUGGAGAGGGACUACACCUUCCUGAAGAGGCUGUGCCAAGUGCUCUGUGCCUUAGGCACUCAGCUCUGCUUCCUGGUGGGCUCCAAUGUUGAGGUGGAAGUCCCUGCCAACCUCAACAAGUACUUGGAAGCAUUCUUGGCCUUCACCACCCACUCCAGCCAGUUUUUAAGGUCUUCCACCCAGAUAACGUGGGGCACUUUGUUCAGACAUGAGGUCUUGUCGAAGGACCCAGUCAUUGUGAAGAUGACCGUCAGGUACUUGAAGGCCACUGUGAACAACCUGGUGAAGACUGGGUUCCCAUCCAAAAAUGACAGCCCAAGCUGUGAGUACUCGCGUGUGGACUUCGACAACAACGAAGACUUCAACUCCUUCUUCAACAGUUUCCGGGCCCAGCAGGGGGAGGUGGUCCGCAGCGCCUGCAAGAUCGUCCCGCUGGAGGCCUUCCAGAUCGCGGGGGAGGGGCUGCAGUUCCAAAUCGCCGCGCCCAUCGACGUGGGCACCACUGUGUCUAAGACGGCAGAGGGCCUGUGUUCGGUCCUUUCCCCGUCUGCGGUGCAGUGGGACGCCAUGACCUUCUUCACCGAAAGCGUGGUGGGACAGCUCUUCAAGACCCUGGACAAGGAGAAGCUUCCUAUCGAGCAGGGCAUCGAGCUCCUGCAGGCCGUGCUCAACUACAACACGCGGGACCCCCUCAUCCUGUCCUGCGUCCUCACCAACGUCUCCUCCCUCUUCCCCUUCGUCACGCACCGGCCGGAAUUCCUGCCCCAGGUGCUCUACAAGCUCUUCGGCUCCAUCACGUUUGAAGUGGUAGAAGAGAGCAAGGCCCCCAGGACUCGCUCUGUGAAGAAUGUCAGAAGACACGCCUGCUCUUCCAUCAUCAAGAUGUGCAGAGACUACCCACAGUUCAUCCUGCCCUGCUUCGACAUGCUCUACACCCACGUGAAGGGUCUGUUCUCCAACGAGCUGCUGCUGACGCAGAUGGAGAAGUGUGCCCUGAUGGAGGCCCUGGUGCUCAUCAGUAACCAGUUUAAGGACUACGCCAAGCAGCAGGCCUUCCUGGAGGAGCUCAUGGCCCCUGUGUCCUUGCGCUGGCAGUCCGAGGAGACCACCCGCGUGCUUUGGGACCCAGCGCAGUUCCUGGGCUUCGUGGGGGCCGACCAAACGAACAUCGACCCCAUCGCAGAGGACAUGACCGGGAUCAGCAGGUCAAGGAUCAGCUUUUGUGUGUACACCAUUCUGGGGGUAGUGAAGCGGGCUCGCUGGCCUGCUGAUCUGGAGGAAGCCGCGGCCGGAGGAUUUGUGGUGGGGCACACCCCCGCCGGCGCCCCCAUCUUCCGUAACCCCUGCACCACCCAGGUCCUCGCCCUGCUGCCCAACCUGCUGGCCCUCAUCAGGACCCAUAACAACCUCUUCCUGCCAGAGAACAUGGCCCGGCUAAGCGACACCUUCACCAGGGCCUACGAGGUCAUGGACGUGGAGAAGAACCUGGUGCUAGGGCUCCCCCAGCCAGUGCUGGAUAUCUACGACUCCCCCGUGUACAAGACCACCCUGGAGCGCAUGCAGGGCUUUUUCUGCACCCUCUACGACAACUGCUUCCAUAUCCUUGGCAAUGCUGGCCCCUCCCUACAGCAGGACUUUUACACCAUUGAGGGCCUGGCAGAGAAGAUCGUAAACUCCGCCCUGGUCAACCUGGACAACGUCCCCGACCACCGCCUGCGGCCCUUGCUCCGGGUCUUCAUCAAGCAGCUGGUGGUGUCCUGCCCUCAGGAGUAUUACGAGGGCCUGCUCUGUCCGCUGCUCGGACCGCUCUUCGCCUACAUGCUCCAGAGGCUGAGUCAGAGGUGGCAGUUCAUUAACCAGAAAGGCAUUCUGUGCAGCUCAGAUGAUGACGAGGUCUGUGAGGAGAAGCAGGUGACCCAGGAGAUGCUGGAGGAGCAGCUGGUGCGACUGGUGACCCGGGAGGUGAUGGACCUCAUCUCUGUGACCUGCAUAUUGAAAAAGGCUCCCGAACCUGCGGGAAAUAAAGAAGACGUGGAUGAGGAGGAGAUGAUGGCGACUGACUCAUCGCAGGCCACCCAGGGGACGCCCACCUACCCCACCGACGAGCUGACCGAGCUGGGGAAGUGCCUACUGCAGCACGAGGACAUCUACAUGACUCUGUUGACCUUAUCCUUCAACUCGCUGUCCUGGAGGGACACAGGAAACUGCCACCGCAUGGCCUCCUUAGUGUGCUGGACUCUGCUCCGCCAGGUGGUCGGGGGCAGCCUGCUGCCGGAGGCGGUGACGUGGCUGUACACCAGCGUGCUGAAGGGGCUGCAGAUGCACGGGCAGCACGAGGGCUGCUGUGCCGCUCUGAUGCAGCUGGCCUUCACCAUCUACGAGACCCUGAGGCCGCGGUACUCGGAGCUCCGGACCAUCAUGGGCCAGAUCCCCAACAUCCAGGUGGAGGCGCUGAACCAGUACGACCUGAAGCUGCUGAACCCGCCCCCUCAGAAGGUGGGGGAGAAGAAGAAGAAGGACCAGUUUAAGAGGCUCCUGGCCGGCAUCGUAGGGAAACCCCUGGGGCAGCAGUUUAAGAAGGAAGUCCACAUCCGGAACCUUCCCUCCCUCUUUAAGGUGAAGCCGGACGCCAUGAGGGACGUUCUGGAGAGCAGCGAGGACACGGCGCUGACCUCCCUCUUCACGCCGUCGCAGGAGGGCAUCUAACCGGGACGGCGGCCCAUAGGGGGCGCAGUGACUCCACCCGGAAAUCCCCGGCCCCUUGUCCCCUCAGCUCAGCCCCACCCCACCCGUUCCAGGGCAUAAAAGGGCCUUUUUUUUUAUUUUUUAAAAGGUAGAAUAUUAACACGCAAGUCCGCCUUCAGAUACGGUUUCCAAAAACUGUGUUAUCCUUGAGAUUCCUCGGGACGUACGGGCUGGGGGGCAGGGGGGCUGUCGUCACCCUCGGAACGUAGUCGGGGCGCAGACGACGACACGCGUAGACGAGCGGCAGACUUAAAAACGUGUGUCUUUUUUUAAACGACAAAAAAAAAAAAAAACCUUGACGCUAAUAUGAUACUUUAUGCGUUACGGUCUGUGGUUGAACCUGAGAAAGUCCGCUCAGCCUUCAGGAGUCACGGUUCGGUUCUCCACCGAAACAACACCGGUCUACAUUCCUCAUUUCCUGUUUCCUGUUUUUUUCAGUGCACAUUCAUCUGUUGCCUUUGUUUUGUUUUUAAAACUGGUUAACUCAACACUAAGAAUUUUUUGUGUACAUGAAACAGAGUAUUCCAGGUGACAUUGUCUUUAUAUAUUUUGCCGUUUUUAAUAAAUGGUAGACGUGAGCGUCUGGAAAGUGCGGAGCAGUGGAUUUGUAGAUGGAUUUUUGCAUCAUAUUCUUCUAGAACACAAUUUGCAUUUAAAGGUAGGAUUUUCCUGCCUUUUACACUUCCCUAUCAGAAGAAUUGACAGUUCUGGGUGAGGGGGGGGAGGGGGGGGGUACAGUCUGGCAUCAUAUAGCAUAGAGCAGGGGUGUCCAAUCUUAUCCAAAAAGGGCCAGUGUGGGUGCAGGUUCCUACUUUAGCCCAGCACUAUGGCACUUGAUUCAACUGAUUAACUAAUUGUGGUCUUCAAUAUAGACAUCAAUAAGUAGAAUCAAGUGUAUUCGUGUUGAGUUAAAAUAAAAAAUCUGCACUCACAUUUACCCUUUCUGGAUAAGAUUGGACACACCUGAUACAGUCUCAAGGUGGAAAUAGUACCUGAGUUCUGUCACAGACCCAAACUAUAUAGAAAUGAAACUCUUCUCCUGGCUUCUCACCUUUGGUCCUUCAGUAAAAACACAUAAACAAGUACAACCCAGAGUGGGCUUGCCUUUUAUGAACCAUUUGAGUGUUCUGCCUGUGCAUAAACUUAUGAAUAAACGCGCCCAACCACAUUAAUUCAGUAUAACGUUUAUAUAACGCUUCCUCCCUGCUAUCUGGGUGGUUUCAUAGGAAGUAAACCCAACUUUAUUGACUGGCGAGAAGUUUAAGCAGUAUUUUGUUUUAACACCCUUCAUCGAUUACAUUUCUGCUCUGAAACUUGUACAAUAUAAAAAUUUUUGAUGAAGUGUGCACUGAUGUAUGUGCAGUAAAAUGCCUGAUCUUGUUCAAAUUGUCAUUUAGUCAGUCCUUUUCCCAAAUAUAAAACUUUUUUUCUACCAUCAUAUUGGCAUAAGGAGUAUUUUUUCCAAUUGAAGCCAAACUAAAUUCCCCUUAACACUCUUAAGUACAAUAGUGCAAAUAUGUAAACGUUUGUGAAUUGAGAGGGAAUGUAAGAUUGAUCAUUUCUUCAAGAAACUUAUUAAAAAGUUGAUAACACCCCAAAUACAUAGCGAAUCUCGCUUCAAGUGAGCGUUUGCAACAGAGGGCGUCAGAACGUACAUUAUAUAUUAAGUAGUAGGUGGCAUUCAAACGACCAGGAAUGCUGCUCAGACUUGAGGUUUCGUUUGCAAAUAACAAUCUUGGAUCGCGUGUUGCACAUCAGUAGGCGUAUGGUAACGGAUUUUGGUCACACUUCAUUGCUAAAGGAAUCACGGAAGAUCGGUUCCGUAGUUCCAUUUUAUGAUCUUUAACACGUGACCAGUUUCAUUAAGUGCAUUCUGAUUCUGGGGCGCACACCUUAGUCUAAUUGCAAUCGCAAUAACUCAGUUAUACUUUUAAAACUAGGCCGACACACAGGUGAUAACGGGGCAUCAUCAUCAGCAUGUGACGGUGCUCUGACACGACACACCUUUCAUUUGAACAGCAGGCUGAUAAUUCGAUCUUUGACCACGAGUAGUCUGGGUGUAAAAUGGCCAAAACAUGGUCCUGAUCUGAAUGACGCCCCGCAUUAGAUGAAUAACACUGCGUAUUUAGGAAUGGAUUCAAUUUCCCCAAAUUUACGUGCGUGACGAUCAAAUAUUAGGCUACUUUUGUAAAAGUAUUGAUAUUGUCCUGUCGCGAGAGACAUUGAUGAAGCAACUGGCAUCAUACGAAAAGAUUAGGCUAUUUCAUGGAUGCAUUUGCCCUAGACAGUCUUUCUUGAAAGAUGGCGUCAUCUUUAUGGCCAGUAGUGUUGGCUGUGUUCUUUGAGGCCGCUCAACUCACCGUUUGUGUGCCAGUGAUGACAGGGGCACCCGUCGAUGUUCCCUCCAACCGGAGUGAUGUGCUGAGAGCAGCUCGGUUCGCUGUGGUCGAAUACAACAAAGAAUUUUCCGAUGAAGAGUACGCUUACAAAGCCACAUCAAUCGCCUCGUCCAAAAUUCAGGUGGUUGCUGGGCUUAACUUUAUCCUAGAAGUUAAUCUGGGCCUCACUCAAUGCAAGAAAGAACAGACAUUCGAUGUAGAAAACUGUCCUUUACAAACAAACGGAAAGAAGCUGCAUUGCCAUUUUGUGGUGAUGGACGUCCCGUGGGAGAACAUUACGGAGUUGACACAGAGAAGAUGCGCUGCCAACCUGCAAGCGAAGGUGCACCAAAAAGCACCGUCCACUUUAGUUUCUCUGACACAUCGGAUUUUCUCGAGUUUUGUCUCUAGGUGUUGUAAUUUUUAUAAUUUAACACUAGCCUGGAUACAAAGGCACAAUGUCCUGUGAAUCAACAAAUAUUUGGACCAAAUAAAAAUAAAAGGAGCAAUACAUUUAAGUAGCUA
Messenger RNA from Anguilla rostrata (American eel), 6783 nucleotides. Its product is annotated as exportin-5. Gene Ontology annotation, biological process: RNA export from nucleus; protein export from nucleus. Gene Ontology annotation, cellular component: cytoplasm; nucleus; RNA nuclear export complex. Gene Ontology annotation, molecular function: nuclear export signal receptor activity; RNA binding; small GTPase binding. The record is from RefSeq and is a predicted model, not a curated record. NCBI's taxonomy places the organism in Eukaryota, Metazoa, Chordata, Actinopteri, Anguilliformes, Anguillidae. Bases 173 to 3841 code for a protein of 1222 amino acids. The transcript is spliced from 35 exons.